UUUCCGCUUAAUCUCGCAGACGAUAUUUUACUUUCAUUCACCGUGACAAAAAAUGAUGUAGUCGGUGGAUGAUCCGAGUUGUGAUACUGUGGAAUAUUUAUUAUCUGAGAUGCAGGGUAGAGAUGUAUUAACAUCAAAGAUUGGUUCACAAACGAUUUUGUGUUAGUGAUUGUUCUGUCAUCAAGUGAUUAUGCUAAUUUAUUCGACAAGAUUUUAAAAAUUGUGGACGAUUUUAAACAGAAGAGUGUUUCUAAUGACAAGAUUUUUACAGUUCAUUCGGAGGUAGUAAUUUCUUUUCUUUUUAAUUCUGUAAAUAUAAUAAAAUUUAUUUUCAUUUAUUGAAAUGAAAUUGGAUAAAUCAAAGGAUUUAACUGUAAAUAUUUUUUAACCGAAAACAUUGAUGAACUCUGAAAAAUUUUAGAUGCACUUUUUAUUGUUGAUAAUUCAGGAGCAAUUCUAAUGAAUGAAUAUAAGGAAGAAAACUGGCUAAAUUAGAGUUCAAGGUAAUUGAAAAUUCUGUUAUAUUUUAGAAGUUUUUACACCUCUUGCACUUCCAAAAACUAGAAAAUAAUCUGUUAAGACGUCGAUGCUUUAAAAUUGCCAUUAUUUGCCUUUGUUGUCUUUCUAUUACUAAGUGUUGUACAUGUUGAUGAUGAUCGCUCUUCUUGAAACUUUAUCCAAUAUCUAAUAAUAAUGCUUUUGCAUUAGCACCAAUAUAAUGAAUGUUCAGUUCUUACAAAUGUGAAAAUUAGGCAAGUUAUGUGAAAAACUGUAUCUGUUAUGAAAACAGUUUAGCCAGUUUAACAGAAAGCCAGUUAACAGUUAACCAGAAACAGUUCUAAACUCCUAAGCGUUGAGUUUUUGUAUUAGUGAAUCUUAGUUGAACUACUACAUCUAGUGCUGUCGUCUUGCACAUUGUAUAGUAUUAUAUAAAAGAUUCUAUGUAAUUCUGAUUAUCCUGUACUCUGAGUGAUUAUUUGUGAGCCAACUCAAUCUAUAAAACUUGACAUUGUCUAGCUACAUUUCAUCUUUAUUGUUCAAUUUUUAUUAUAUUUAAAAACUAAAAACAUGGAAAAUGUUAAAUGGCGUAGAGGAACUCUGUAUAUAUCAACAGGUGGAAAUCAUUACUGGUACGAUCUUUUUCACAGACGAUCUUCCAUUAGAAGUAAAAGACAGCCCCUUCGCUCCAGGAUUCUGGAUUCCCAACCCUCUGGCCUUUAUGUGAUAUUGUUCUUUUUUUGUUUGUUUCCUUUUAAUUCCGGAAUCCUGUUACUCGAGAUGGACCCACCCGAGGAUUCCUCCUCUAAAUGCAAAACUUUGCUGCCUGAGUGUGAAUGUGACGAUAAUUACUUAGUGGCAGGUCUCGUCUGUCAGAAUGUAAGCAACUUCGAUGCCUUCACCAAGAUUCUGAAGGAUGGGUCGUUGUUUGAGAAGUGGACGACAUACGAGAUCAAGUUGUCAGGCACGAGGAUCCUGCCGCAACAGUUCCUCAAGGGGUUGAUCGUUUACCGUUUAUUGAUCGAUGAUCCUCUUACGGAAGGUCUGGAAGAUGAAGCUUUUGAUGGUGUCCUCAGGCUGAAGAAAUUCCAUGUGAGAAAGAGUUCCAUAAAGGAAACUCCUGAUUUCCGGCCCAUCCGGAAUUCUUUGCGGAGUCUGAGCAUAAACAACAGUCUCCUCACUUCUAUCCAAGGUGACCAGCUCAAGAAUCUGACGCAUCUUGAAGCUCUCUUCUUCACCAAUAAUUCUAUCGGACAUGUGGCGCCGGACGCAUUUCAGGGUACUAAUAAUUUGAUCAUCUUCGACAUAUCAUACAACCUUCUACGAUUCUUGCCGCCAAAUUUGUUCCACCCUAUGAAGAAAUUGAAAAAGGCGGUGCUUUCUAACAACUUCUUGUUGCACGUCGACCAGCUUUUUGCUGUCACUCAUCCACAGUUCAUCUAUUUGGACCAUAAUAAUCUGACAGAUCUAGACUCUGUGCUUCAUCGCAACAUGUCCGAAGUGGAGACUGUCCAGCUGUCCUACAAUCCUUUCACCAAGGUGACGAUGAACUCUUUCAGUGGCAAACUGGUCAGCGCUCGCUUCUUGUAUCUGGAUCACUGCCUCAUCCAGGAGUUCAACGUGGGGCACUACAUUUCGCUUAACAAUUUGUCGACUCUCAAUCUGAGUUUCAACUUCAUCGAAAAGGUGGUCAAUCAGACCAUUUCCUUCGGGAAAAACAUCGAACUGGAUUUCACUGGAAACAAGAUUACAGAAUUUGAAGUUGAGUUUCGAAAUAAUGUAAAGACAGUGUAUCUGAACAAAAAUUUGAUGACCACAAUGGGACGGACUAUACUACUGAGCCGGAUGUCGCAGGUGUCGAUGGCCGACAACCGAAUCCAGACACUCGAGUUCGAGGAAUUCCGUGGAGUGAGCGGAAUCACGGCCAUAGACCUGCAAGGAAAUUUGAUCAGAAAUAUCGAGCAUUUGACUUUUUUGAGCAUUAGGGAGGAUCUGGUCUACCUGGAUCUCAGCAAGAAUAUGAUUCGCAAACUCAAUGGUUGCGUCCAGUCCCUUUCCGUACUCACCUCGCUCAACCUCACAAACAAUCGGAUAGAGGGCUUUGAAGUAGGUGAAUUUUAUGGACUCGACGACCUACAGGAUCUCUCUUUGCAAGGUAACCGCAUUAGGACGCUCGGCUACGAGGUCCGCGGACUCAGCCGACUCAGAAACCUCGUUAUCAGUCACAAUUUGAUUCGCAACAUCAAAGGAGACCAGCUCCCACCAAAUCUCCAGUAUGUGUACGUCGAGGGCAAUCCGUUAUGGUGCGACUGUCAGCUUUUGCCUUUCCUUCGGCAUCUGAAUUCUACGAAGAAAUUGAAGACGGACGUAUCACUCUGCAUUCCUCCAAACGAUACCACUCCGAGGGCAUCCAUUGACAAACGUCCGGGCACCCCAGCUCGAUGUCCUGACGGUUGUAGAUGCUUUUGCAAGAACAAUGAGGACAACCACUAUAUUUUUGUAGAUUGCAGCAACAUUGGUCUCACAGAAUUGCCACCGCUUUUUGCUGCUGCUAACUUUACCACGCCAGAGCACAACUCAACAUCUCUCACGAUCUUUCUGCCACGGAACACGGAUGAGAAUGCUUUCUUUUCUGAAAGUCUCCCCUUCGUCAUCCAAGACGAAGUCAAGGGUUUGGAUUUUACGCACAAUUACCUGAUGUCGGUGGAAGACGCUCGUCUUCCCGAAGGUACGAAACACCUCCGCCUGGCCCACAACCUCUUUCGUCAGCCUCCCAUCUCUUUGCUGAACUCCCUGCAGGAGCUGAGAAGAGUGACGCUGUCAAAUAAUCCUUGGACCUGCGAUUGCGGUACCUCUGUCUUCAAAAUCUGGAUUGAGACCCACUCCACCUUGAUUCCAGACAUCAAUGAAACUCGAUGUGGCCCUGAUGAGCAAGAUUCACCCAGACUGGCCAACCGAGCCAUCUGGACUCUGUCAGACAUAGAACUCUGUCCAACGGACGUCGAAACUUACGUCUCAGCUGUCCUCGGCAUACUUGCUGUCGUUGUGGUGGCUUCUGCUAUAACGAUUGUGUGGAUUCGAUACAAGACUCCCAUAAAGGUCUGGCUAUACGCUCACGGAAUGACGUGGGUCAAAGAGCAGGACAUCGACCAGGACAAGCAGUUCGAUGCCUUUAUCUCCUUCAGCUUUAAGGAUCAGGAUCUGGUCAUUCCAGAUAUCAUUAAAGUGAUCGAGGAAAAAAUGCCGAACAUCCGGCUGUGCCUUCAUUACAGGAACUUCCGUGCCGGAGAUUUCAUUGCAGAUAACAUUGUUAGAUGUUUGGAAAGCUCCAGACGGACGGUUCUCGUCCUUUCCAGGAAUUUCCUCGAGAGCGAAUGGUGCAUGUUCGAAUUCCAAACCGCGCAUGUGCAGGCCUUAAAAGACCACGUGCAUAGGAUCAUCAUCAUCAAACUGGGAGAUCUCCCCAAAGAGAAAGAUUUGCCUAAAGAGAUUCAGAUGUAUCUGAAGAGUACUACAUAUCUAACAUGGGGUGACAAGUACUUCUGGGACAACCUGUUCUACUGUCUGCCUAAGGGCAUGAAGUCGAAGAAACCAGUACCUGUCUGAUAAAUCUCUGUCAUAAGAUAUCAAAAGACACAAUCACCAUUUCGAAUAAGUUCUGUGAUAUUGUUAAUGUUAGUAUUGUAUCUUAAAAAUGUCUCUGGUUGAAAUGAAUUUAUCUGUACUUCAGCCUUUUAGGACAUUUAUUCAUCGUAUUGAAAGUUUCAAGCAGCCGAUAAUCACUAAAAUAGGCUUCAAUGAUAUUACACUGAAGAGCUAGAAAAACUGGUACCCCAAUCUAAUAUCUUAUAAAGUCCCUACGAGAACUCAAAAGUGCCGCAACACGGCGUGGCAUGGAUUCAACAAAUUUAUGAAGAUAUUGUAGAGACAGUUCGCACCAUGAUUCCUGCAGGGCAGUACACAAAGCUGUGGGAGUGCUAGGUGAUGGAGAUCUCCUACAAAAGGGGAGACAAGUACUAUGUAAGAGGAGCAUAUCUGGGACAUUGCGGAACAUCUCAGAUGUGCCAGAUAAUGUUCAUGUCAGUGGAGUUGGGUGGCCAAGAGAGGGAACGAAAUUCAGAAGAGUGCACCUCGGAAUAGGACAUUAAUGAAUGCAGUUGAUCAGAAAGGAUCUUACGUACGGUGGAUUUGUCAUGGUCAUGUCUUGACCUAUCUACGGUUCCAUUUCAUGCCAAUGUAUACACGCCCCACACCAUCAUAGGGCCUGCACCAGCUUGAACAAUUCCCGUCAAGCAUGAAGGAUCCAUGCAUUAAUGAGGUUUUCUCCACACCGAUCCGCCCGAUACAAUUGGAAACGUGACUCGUCAUACCAGACAGUGUUUUCCAAUUUAUUAAGAGUUAAAUGACAGUGAUGGUGACAGUCCCAGGUGAAGCGCAGAACUUUGUGCCGCUGAGUCAACAACGGGACACAAGUUGGUCUGCAGCUGCAAAAGUCCAUAUCAAUUAGGGUACGUUGCACAGUGCGUACCAUGAUGAUACCCUGUUGAUGGUCUUGCAUUCAAAUCCGUGGCAAUCUGAGGAAGUGUUGGAAGUCUGACUCGUGUAACGAUUCUUUUCAGCCGCCGAUGAUCCCGUUCUGUCAAGGUAUUUUUCCGGCAACACCGCUGUCGGAGAUGUGAAGUUUUACCCGAAGCCUGAUAUUCGCGUUACCUCCUUCAAAUGGUCGUGCACGAAAAUCCAAAUUCCAUCACUACUUUGGAAAGGUUAUGUCCAUCUCUCGUACGCCAGCAAUUAGUCCCUGUCGAAAAUCACUUAAAUCUUGAUAGAAUGCCAUUUUUGCAGCAAGCAUCGAUGUAAUAGCCUCAACAAACGCCUGUUGUUUUAUAUACACACUAUCGACCACAUCGUGUUACGUUGAUUUGUUGCAUACCUCCGUUAUUUGCAUGCGACUGUUUACCAGUUUUUUUUUUUUUAUUCUUCAGUGUAUAUUGUCCUCUUCAAAAAGUGAACAAUAAUUUUACUCGAUUUUCUUUAAAAAUGGGUUAGAAUGAAGGGAAUGUAUAAUACUUUGUUCUGUUGGUACAUCGUGUCAAUAUUAUAAAUAAUUUUGGAGCACUACACUACUAUUGCAAAAGGAUCUCAUAAAUUAUAUUGUCUUCUUCAAUAAGUGGAAAAUAAUAUGAAUAUUUAUAUUGUUUUAAAUAUGUUCUCUACGACACAUUUUCAAGAAUAAAAACGUUGUCACAAAGUAGCUUAGUAGAGUAUAUUGUCUUCCAAAAAUGAAACGCAAUUCUUUGGGAUCAAGGAAGCAGUAGAAACUGGAGGCUAAUAAGUUUCCUGAAUAUCAAUGAAAUGUGACUCUUCUGCGAUGGUGACAAAUACGUGAACUAUUAGUUGCAUACUGAAAUGGCAUAUUUGUUGUUUAUUGCAAAUAAUAAGAAAUGCUCUCAGUCAAACAAAUAAACUAAAGUUCUUCAGAUUGCUACAGAUUCUGGUGCUUUAAUAAACAUCAGUAAUACUUUUAUGCAGUGCAAUAUUAAUUCAGAAAUAUAUGUUCUUAAUGCGCAGGAUUCUAUAAAUUUCGUUAAAGAUCAAAUGAUCCUUUAUUCCAGAACAUCACAAAACAGAAUAAAAGCAAAUUAAUUUGGUUUUUCUUCCAAACAAUGAACUUUUUUUUUGUAUGUGAUAAAAUAUUUUUUACGUCAAGGAAUUGUUUUUAUCAAAAUUCCAGGACUGAACACCCCUUGCUUAAUCUUCCAUGUAAAUCCAUUCAAAUAGAUUGAAUUAAUUAUGUAAGCAAUUACUGUAAGGCCAUAGUGAAUGUUUGUGAGACAGAUGAACCUAAAGUAUCUUUCCUACGAUCCAAAACACAUUUUUUUUACUUUUGCAAGAAAAAAUUUAGAAUUUUGUAUACUUGAAUACAAAAAUAAUUGGUGACAAAAUCUGAAGUUAAUUUUUAGAACUAUUUAUGUCUGAGGAUAUUCUAAGCAUGUUCUGCAAUCACGUAAAAAAGAAUCACUGAUUCUGAAGGAAUAAUGAUUUGAUUCAUCUUUCCGAGCUCUGUAUUGAUGUGUGUAAAAAUUGUAUUUUCUAUUUCAUUUCACUUUUGAUAUUUUACUAGUUUACUAUAUUUAGCACAAAACCUGUUAUUUAAUAUCCAGUUUUUAUUUUAAUGACAUUGUUACAGCUUCACGCCGAUAGAUGGCGUAUCUGUCGAGUACAAAGUUCUGUUAAUUCCUUUUUGUAUGAGAACGUAGAGCGUGUGUAAGAACGAUUCUGUGAGGAGACGAGGCAUCCAACUGUGAGAGGUGUCCUAAUCUGUAACAGUCUACAUGAAGUGGCACAAAAAAUGUGUCCGAAAAUAAAAUGGUGUUCACCAGAAAGAAAUGAGUAAUUAUUUGUAGAGAAUUACAGACAUGUUCUGAUUUAGUUUGUCUGAAUGCUUCAAAACAUCAGUUCUAAGUUUAUUUUGCAAUUUUGUUAGGUUACAAUUUGUCAUUUUUGAAGAUGGUGCUAUAUGUUAUUUAUUUAUGGAAAAUCACUUAAAAUCUAUUAUAUGCACAUAAAAUUCAAUUAUUUUAAAAAUGUAUUAUUCACUACAGAAAGUUCUUAUAUUUAUAUUUUUGGAGUCUAGUGAUAAGGCGCGGCUUCGAAGUCAAAGGGCUUUUGAUUCUAAAUAUGCUUCCAACACCCGUCCUGUAUACAAAAUGCUCUAUCUUAAUUCUGACAUCGUUGUUCAAACGACAUUCCCAUUUUUGUAAUGUGGAAGUUUAAAAAAGAGUGUGCCAGCUCAGGUAUUGUCCUCGUCAUUUGACUACUAUUGAAAAUUAAGAGAUUCGUUCCAAAUAGCCAUACUGUUACCUCCAAAGAAACCUUAAUAUAUUUAAAGAGCUAACUUAAUUCAUUUAUAGUUCUAUAUCUUGUAAACUGCAAAUGAACUGUUAAUUUUCAUUAUUUGUAAAAUUAUGGAACUUUUAAAAUAAUCAUUUGUUUAUUCUGUGCCCGCCAAAUAUUAUUCAAAUGUAUUUAGCUACUUCAUUGAGCGCAUAUACCAAAUCAGAAUUGUGGUCAUGUUAUCUUAUAUAC
Messenger RNA from Argiope bruennichi, 7584 nucleotides. RefSeq names its product protein toll-like. Lineage: Eukaryota; Metazoa; Arthropoda; Arachnida; Araneae; Araneidae. Gene Ontology annotation, molecular function: protein binding; transmembrane signaling receptor activity. The record is from RefSeq and is a predicted model, not a curated record. Gene Ontology annotation, cellular component: membrane. The coding region runs from base 1069 to 4104 and encodes 1011 amino acids. Gene Ontology annotation, biological process: toll-like receptor signaling pathway; immune response. The transcript is spliced from 12 exons.